AUGGCUCGUACCAAGCAAACCGCUCGUAAGUCCACCGGAGGAAAAGCUCCUCGCAAACAGCUGGCCACUAAGGCUGCUCGUAAGAGUGCUCCAGCCACCGGAGGAGUCAAGAAGCCUCAUCGUUAUCGGCCAGGAACCGUUGCUCUGCGUGAGAUCCGUCGUUACCAGAAAUCCACCGAGCUGCUGAUCCGCAAGUUGCCCUUCCAGCGUCUGGUUCGUGAAAUCGCUCAGGAUUUCAAGACCGAUCUGCGUUUCCAGAGCUCGGCCGUCAUGGCUCUGCAGGAAGCUAGCGAGGCCUAUCUGGUUGGUCUGUUCGAGGACACCAAUCUGUGUGCCAUCCAUGCAAUGACUGGCCGAGGCAAGGGAGGAAAAGGUCUAGGAAAGGGUGGCGCCAAGCGUCAUCGCAAGGUUUUGCGUGAUAACAUCCAGGGAAUCACCAAGCCCGCUAUCCGUCGUCUGGCUCGUCGUGGAGGAGUCAAGCGUAUCUCCGGUUUGAUCUACGAGGAAACUCGUGGUGUUCUGAAGGUGUUCCUGGAAAACGUGAUCCGUGACGCUGUUACCUAUACUGAACACGCCAAGCGGAAGACCGUCACUGCCAUGGACGUCGUCUAUGCCUUGAAACGCCAGGGACGCACUCUGUACGGUUUCGGAGGUUAA
Molecule: messenger RNA, 657 nt
Organism: Uranotaenia lowii
Lineage: Eukaryota; Metazoa; Arthropoda; Insecta; Diptera; Culicidae
Product: histone H3-like
Exons: 2
Coding region: 1-657 (218 amino acids)
Cellular component (GO): nucleosome
Molecular function (GO): protein heterodimerization activity; DNA binding; structural constituent of chromatin
Source: RefSeq, a predicted model, not a curated record